Molecule: messenger RNA, 738 nt
Organism: Symbiodinium sp. CCMP2456
Lineage: Eukaryota; Dinophyceae; Suessiales; Symbiodiniaceae
Source: the annotation of a GenBank genome assembly
AUGGCAGCACACGACAGCGACGUCGACACCGUGGAAGACUCCAGCUCCUCGCAGGUCCCUUCUCCUCGAUCAGAGACUUGCGAGGAAGACGAAUGCAGCGUGGUUGUGAGGAGCACGUUUAUCGAGUUGAGUGAUGGCAGCCUCAUGCAGCACUUUAGGCGUCUGCGUCGAUUCCAGACCGACUCUGUCUUGAUAGAGGUUUCUCCAGAAGAGGCGUACGAGCCUGGAAAGUUGAGCAACUCCAAGCACACGGUGGCAGACAAGGGCUUGCGCCACGAGGCACCCUCGGCACAGCAGGUAUCACAGGUCCCAACACGAACUACGGUCAUGUUGCGGAACAUUCCGAACAACUACACCCGGGACAUGUUCUUGGAGUUGUUGGACCAACACGGCUUCGCGGGGCGCUACGACUUCGCCUACCUGCCUUGCGACUUCUGCAGGGACGCCAACCUUGGCUAUGCCUUCGUGAACCUGGUGGACAACAGCGCAGUAAAGGACCUUUGGGAAGCCUUCGACGGCUUCGUGGGUUGGUCUUUGCCGUCGGCAAAGGUCUGCCAGGUUCGCUGGAGCGGCCCACAUCAGGGCUUUGAGGCGCAUGUGGAGCGCUAUCGGAACAGCCCGGUGAUGCACCGGAGUGUGCCGGAUCAGUACAAGCCGGUGAUUUUCAACGAUGGCGUGCGAAAGCCGUUCCCCCGGUCCACGAAGAAGGUCAAAGCACCGACUGCAGGGGUCUUCUGA